Hibiscus syriacus is the source of this 1911-nucleotide messenger RNA. Its product is annotated as cyclin-D1-1-like. The coding region runs from base 345 to 1328 and encodes 327 amino acids. The transcript has 6 exons. The record is from RefSeq and is a predicted model, not a curated record. Lineage: Eukaryota; Viridiplantae; Streptophyta; Magnoliopsida; Malvales; Malvaceae. Gene Ontology annotation, cellular component: nucleus; cytoplasm; cyclin-dependent protein kinase holoenzyme complex. Gene Ontology annotation, molecular function: cyclin-dependent protein serine/threonine kinase regulator activity. Gene Ontology annotation, biological process: regulation of cyclin-dependent protein serine/threonine kinase activity; mitotic cell cycle phase transition.
GGAAAAUCUUGCCCCUCAAUCAACCCCGAAAUUUUUUUUACCACCCUCCCCUUAAAGAAUCCCUCAGAUUUUUAUAUCCCAAGCUCCCCAUCCCCCAACUUUCAAAAACUACAUCAUCGCUUCAAAACCCCAAACCGUUUGUCUCUCUCUCUCUCUCUCUCUCUCUCUCUCUCUCCCCUUUUCAUCUAUAUCCCUCCCUCAUUCACACAAACGCCGACCCAUUGUAGAAGAACAUCUCCGUAGCUCUGUUUCGACAUCGAGAUUACUCGAUCUACUGGCGGGUAUGGAGAGAUAAUGAGGAGGAAUCAACGGCCACAAUUGCCGUCGUUGAAACCGCUAUCGAUAUGUCGUUAUCAUGUUCCGAUCGCUUCACAGACUUGCUCUGCGCCGAGGAUUCGGACGAGGUGUUAUCUGGCGAGUCGCCGGCAUUUUCGUCGGAGCUGGAGUCUCCGGCGAAUUCAAUCGAGGAAUCCUCCAUCGAUGGCUUCAUCGAAGACGAAACGGACUUCGUCCCCGGAUUCGAUUACUUGGCCCGGUUUCAGUGUCGAUCUCUUGACGCGUCGGCUCGAGAGGAAUCUGUUGCAUGGAUUCUAAAGGUGCAAGCAUACUACAAUUUGCAGCCUUUGACGGCCUAUCUUUCCGUUAACUAUUUGGAUCGGUUUUUGUAUUCCCGCCGCUUGCCGGAAAAUAGUGGGUGGCCAUUGCAACUUUUGUCGAUUGCUUGCUUGUCGUUAGCGGCGAAGAUGGAGGAACCUCUUGUUCCAUCUCUUGUAGAUCUUCAGGUAGAGGGAGCGAAAUACAUUUUUGAACCAAAAACAAUUCAGAGAAUGGAGCUGCUUGUGCUGACGGUUCUGGAUUGGAGACUGCGAUCAGUAACGCCAUUCAGUUUCAUUGAUUUCUUUGCAUGCAAGCUCGACCCAACCGCUACUUUUCUGGGCUUCUUGAUUUCAAGGGCCUCGGAUAUUAUUUUAUCCAAUAUCAAAGAGGCCAGCUUUCUAGAGUAUCGGCCGUCAAGCAUUGCUGCGGCGGCGAUACUUUAUGCAGCCAACCAAAUCCCAAACUUGUCUCUUUUCAAUCCCGAACAUGCGGGGUCAUGGUGUGAUGGACUAAGCAAGGAGAAAAUCCUAAGCUGCUACAGGUUAAUGCAAGAGCUUGUGGAAGACAAUGCCAGGAGGAAACAACCAAAGGUCUUACCACAGCUUCGAGUGACGAUCCGAGGCCGAAUGAGGCCGAGUGACUCAUCUUCCUCAUCUUCUUCACCUUCAUACAAAAGAAGAAAAUUAAAUAACUGGUUCCGGCCGGUGGAUGACGACAGAAACUGCAAGUAAGAAAAGAAAAAUGGUGGCCCAAGUUGUGUAGAAACCUAAAUAUAUAUAUAUAUGAUUUUGGUGAAGGGUCAGGGUUUUGAGAGUAAAUUGACAUGCAAGAGUAUAUGCAUAUGUGCAUGUAAAGAAAAAGGCAAAAAAAGAAGAGUUUGCAGAUUUAUUAGUAUAUAAUUAGGCUAGUAGGAAUGGGGGUGCAGAUUCCCUAGGGAGUGGGGGGUUUUGUCGCAUAACUAUUUUAGUGUGAUGGCGUGGUCCCUUAGGCCGAAAGCAGAGAGACUUGGGUUGGCCGAUUUAGGGAUAAAAAACGUUCAAGUUUAGGGUUGAAUGGAUUGUGUGUUCACUGCAUUUGGCAUGUGUGGAACACACGUGUUUCUGUGUGCUUUUUUGGCGGGAAAUGCCUCUUUUCUUUUUCAUUCAUCUUCUGUUCUUUCUACAUAUUACGCCGUGCGUGUUACGGUGACACGUGUGUGCCUGUAUAUAUUUUUUUCCUCUUUAUCUCUUUAACUUUUUAAAGAUCCUCUAGAGGAGGAAAAUCUGUUUAAUGACCAGUUUUUGGUUCAUAAACAAAUAUACUGUCUUUGGGGCC